UUUGGCUUGGAAAUUGAAUGGAGUUCAGGUAUCUCCUGUGACUAAGCUCCUUCAGAUACGUGGCUUCUGUUAGCUGUCCCUGGAGGCUUAAGUCAUGACCUGAGCCCUUACUAGUACAAAUUUCAGGAGACUCCUGAGAUGACUGUGUAGCUUAAAUAAUAGGAACAUUUCAUCUCCGCAGUAGGUUCUGGGAAAACUAUAAUAAUGCAGCAAACACUCAGAGCUCGUGUAUAGGAUUCUGGACCAGCUGUUAUUAGGGCAACACAAGAAGCACUUGAUAUCAGACCAUAAAGACAGUGGAAGUACCUGCACUGUCUCUGGGAAUUCAGUCUAUGUUGUGCUGGCAGUUGCAGGUAACCUCUCACAUACUACUCCUUCAUGCCAGCUUUCUCUUUGGAGUUUAGCAGCCUUUACUUUCUCCAGCUUCUUCAGACUGUGGUUUUCCCUGCAGCCAAAAUGUUUCUCUUCCCUUGUCCUGUAGACAAAAGUGUGUGCAUUUUUGUCACCCUUCCAAUUAUUCUGAGCUCUGUGACAUAAUAGCAUUACCACUACCUUUGCUGUUGUGGAAAAUCUUAGCUCUCCAAAACAAGAAAAUAAAUAAGUAUCUUAGUUUCUGUCCACCCACCAGCUGUUGAUAUUACAUUACAGCAGUCAUCAAUUUAUAAUGUCUUUUGUUCAUCAUCCAAAAAAUGCAUAACAGUUCUGCACCGGAAAGCUGACUGACCUCAUUAAGAUCUCAAAUCUAUUGUGUAAGAGAUUUUGUGAAGUAACUCACAAACUGUAGAGAUUAUCUGAAUCAUUCCAGUACUACAUAAGGGCUUUUUAAAUUCUAAGAUCACUAAACAAGGUGAGGCUGGAUAAGGCCUUGGGCAACCUAAUCUAGCAGUGGUGUCUCUGCUGAUUGCAGGGGAGUUGGACUAGAUGGCCUUCAGAGGUCCCCUCCAACUCUAAGGAUUCGAUGAUUCCUAAACAAAACAGGAGUUGGGAAGGCCAGAAUAUGGGACAGAGAAAGGGACUGAAAUAAUUAAUUCACUUAAAAAAGGCAGCAAAUCAUUGCAACUAGAGUAUGACCUGUCAGCAAGAAGAGCUGGACUGUAUGGUAAGAAUCAGGUUUCUAUGUUUGUGUUCACCCUACCUUUGGUAAGCAUGAAUUUCUUAAAUUCUUUUUUCUUCCUUAAUUUGUUGCAGGCUGUUGUGGCCAGCAGUGUUUGGGAUGUGACUCAGAACAGCAUUCUCUAAUUAAAGCUGGUAGCAUUUGCCAUUAUUAUUAAAAAUUACAACUCUUUACAUGAAGAAAAAAAGGAGAAAGGAACAGAAGUCAGCAAAAGUUCGUUAUAAAUAAUUCCUAGGUCCCCUUAGGAGCUGCCAGUGUUUGAGCUGAUUAAAUAGGAAAUGUCCAUUUAAUCAUUUCUACAGUAUAUCCCACAGCUGGUUCUAUUUUCUGUUGCACCAGGUCCCUUGCGUGCCAAUGCUCAUUGCACAAGACAGAAGUGCAUAGCACCACAUCUGUUACUGUGAAAAUUAUUAAUAAAGAAUAUUUUUCCCCUGCCCACUAUGUUCUUCAUUACCCAUCUCAGGGUGCUUGAAGCACCAUGACAUGACUUAUGAUGUAUGUAUCACAGUACGAUAAGUCAGAUACUGUCAGUGACAAAACCACCACACAUGCUUGUGCAGAGGGAGAAUUUGACUGACAGCAUCAGACAACGCACUGUCAAGUUAGACAAAAUGCAACAUUUGCUAAAGAAUAUGCAGAGUCCAAGCAGCCAGCCCUGUGGGGACAAGCACUGACUCCAGCAGGUCUUUAAUAUGUGGAAUAUUUACUAAUGGACCCAAAUCUCUUCUAAUUAGAGAAGUCUCAGAGCUUAUAACGAGUGCAGUUUACUCACCCAGACAUACUAUCCCAGAAGACAGGAGGGCACACAGCCUCACAAAGUGCUUGCAUAGGAACCUGCUUGCUUUGGGGUCAUUGUGGCUGGUGGGCACUUGCUUCACACUGGCAAGGCUGUUAUCAGCAUGGUCAGACACAAUGUUGUUGUCAAAAUCCCCUGUCACUGCCUCCAUAAGGCUGUCAGCUCAUUUGCCUACACAGGAUAUUCCAAAUGUAGGAGGACAUUGGAUGAGGCACAUAUGUGCAGCAGCUGACAGAGAGAUGUCCUAUUCACAGGAAACAUUUUCUUAGAUCUGAAUAGAGUUUAGGUGAUGAUUCACAGUCACCAUCUUGAGCUUCCUCAGCUGACUAUGUUUUACUGCUGUUUUCCAGAACACUGGCAUUUCUCCCUACAGCAAUGCAAGCAGCCUCUUCUCACUGCUCAUGUGACUGUUGAUGUAUUAGGGUAUCCACCCCCAUUGCAGCCACAGUCUGUAUGGGCUUCAGGGCUUCAGGCCCUGACUUAGCAUUUCUGCUAUAAUGGUGAAGAAUCUUCAGAGCAGUGCAUAUAAGGAGUGUCUGAGGUCAUUUGGCUUGUUCAGCCUAGAGAAGAGGAGGCUGAAGGGAGGCCUUGUGGCAGCUCCUCAUAAGGGGAGAAAAAUGAGCAGCACUGAUCUCUUUGUUAACAGUGACAGGACCCAAGACCUGCAUUGGAGAUCAGGCUGGGUAUUAGGGAAAGGUUCUUCUCCAGAAGGCGGAUGGGCACUGAAGAAGUACCACAGGGCAGUGGUAAUGGCCCUAACUCAGAGUUCAAAAAGAGUUUGGAUAAUGUUCUCAGACACAGAGGCUGAAUUUUGGGUGGACCUGUGCUGAGUGAGGAGUGGGACUCAAUAAUCCUUGUAGGUCUUGUCCAACUCAGGAUAUUCCAUGAUUCUGCAAUUCUAUAUCUUGUUUCUCUUUCCCACCUUCUAGAUUCAGGAGGUCAUUGUGGAAAUGCCACCACCAGCCAAGGUGCCCCUGAAGUAAUCUGACAUUCUGAAACUGCUCCUAUGACAGAUGGCAUGAUCAGAGGGCAUGUGGAGGAGCUGUACCGUGCACAUUCAGCUGUGAAUACCUGGCAAGGACACAACCCCUCAGGAGGAACAGAUGCACCACCUAAUGUUGCAUUUGCACAGGCAGAGGCUAUGUUCAACUGUCAGGAACUCCUGCUUGCUUCGGAGCACAUCCCAUAUAGCUACUGCUGGUUUACAAGCACCUAAGGCACAUGUUUAUCCUCACCACAGCUGUCUUUCUCUGUAGGAUAGUGAGGCAAUUCUGCAAAAUUCCCCCAGCUCAAGGCAACAGACAUUACCUUUGCUACCACCUCCUACCUGCCACUUGAUCAGUCAUCUGAAUGCAGCCUAUGGGCCUUCUCUCUCCUUCCUCCCACCAACAUGAUUAUCUUUUUCUAGAUACUUCAGCUGCAUGCAGUUCCUAGGACAUAUUCCUGUUGACAAAAUCAAAUAUAACUUAUGCAGAUGUUGGUCAAAGUCCUGGAUGACCACUUUGUCAGGUAUUACAAAGCCCCACGGAUGCAUCCUGAAGAGAGGUUAUUUCAUGUCCCAAAAGAUGCGGGAUUGCUUCUUCUUUAUUUUGGCAAAGUAACUUCUAGACAGUUGUGUGAAUGCAGUGGGUUUUAAAGGAUUCAGAAAGCACACCAAUCUCACUGCACAAAUAGGACAUCAGAGUCUAUAUCUUGAGUAGCACAUUAUUUACAGUUUAAUAAAAGAUAUCUCAGAAUAAAGGGAUAUGACUAAAGCAGCAGCAGCAGAAAAUAAUGAAAACUGAAAGAAGCAUCGUUUAAUUGUAAUACAGCCAAGGCUGUGACAGAAAUACAGGCUUUACUUUCAUGCAAAUGGGGGACAGCUAUCUUCUGCAAAGGGAAUCAGAUGAAGUUUCACCUAAGUAAUUCACAACACCUAAAGCAGACCUUGCUCACUGUAACCCAAAAGUGACGGGAAAGGAUGAUGAGGUGCUAAAGCCUGACUGGCUCUGAUCCCUGCUGUUUGCUAGGUCAAUAUAUCGAGUAUCCCUUCCUGAAGGUUUUUUAGGGAGCUGGACAAGUAAUGUUUCUUCUGCCUGCUUGUAUAUUUUGGCUGCUACAGCCCUAGAAUGAAUCUGCCCAGACUGCUGGCCUUAUCUGUUUGUGACACUUCUGGAUUGUUUGCAGAUUUUCAGACUCAGUAAAAGGGAAAACUGAACAUGAAGCCAAAGGAGUGGGGACAUUCCACGGAGAUAGAACAGGCACUGUGCAGAGGAGAAAGAGACCAAGAAGUCCCCCCUUCUUCAGAGGCAAUCACAUGUGUUAAAAGUUCUUAAAACAAAUAGCUUUGUAUAAUUAAUUGCAGUGGAAAAUCAGUCUUUGGAAGAGAAGCGUAAAUAAUUCUGCCAAAACUAAAACCAUCAAAGUCUUCCAAGUUUCCAAAAUACGACAAAAAAUAUCCUUUGGGGUUAGUAAGUUCAGCUGCAAGGCCCUUCCCAGGGCUGCAAUCAUAAACACUGAAAGGCGGAUCUAUUCUAGCAGAGGCUGCUGGGAUCAGAAGCAGCCAGGAAAGACACCACGGCAAACAGCUUUCACUGCACACCCGGCACAGUCCGCAGAGGGGAUGUGAACCAUUACUGGGCAAGGCUGCUAUGGCCCAGAUGCAGCUCAACACCUGGCUGAUCCUGUGCAUGUUCGCUGGAUCCCAGAGGCUGACAGAUGAACAUCCUUACAGCAGAGAUGGUGUCAGCGUCAACCCACCCCGCCGUGGCCCAGAGGAUGCCGACGUCUUGUUAGAGAUGCUCUGGGGAAGGCUGGACAUCGAGGCCAAUGGGACGGUCCAGCUGCGGGAUGAAGAGCUGGCCUCCCUGCGCCCGGCACGGUGGUUCAUGCAGGUCUUGGAGGGUGAAGUUCCCAAGACACCGAUGGAGAUUGAGCAGCAUCUGAGAUAUUACUCACAGACUGAUACCCCUUUGACUCUGACAGAGUUUGACCGUCUGCUUUUCACCAGUGUUUACUGCGCCUAUCAGAUCCGCUCAGUUCAGGGUCUGGAUAAAAAUCUCUGGAUCCGCUUUUUCUCUCAGCUAGUUGAUGAGAUCUUUCGUGACCUGUGCAAGGGGCUCUGCCCUGCAAAUUCCACCCUCCUCCUGGCUUCCUGGCCCUGGAAGGAGAAACCUUCACAUUUAGCAUCGCUGAAACAAUUUUAUCGCUCUAACCUGGCCAGGGCUAAGAGAGACACUUAAUGAGGGAAACUACCAUGGGAAGGUGUGAAUCUGACCUCAGCUGCAAUCUGGGCUGUUUCAAGUGCUGGCAAUCUUUCCACAUCGUUCUGGACCUUGCAGACAUACGCCACAUUAUACACAACAUUUUAUUUUUAGAUAGAACAGGACAUAACUAAAAAUUGCAUCUCACACUUUCCUUUUUUUUUCUUUUGAGUGGGCUGGGCUGAUGUGGGCAGUGCUAUUUAGAAGUGUUAUCCAUCUUGAUUGCUGAUGCUUUCUAGGGAGAUGUCCUGGCAGGUUUUUUCCAGCAUGUUACACUGGUGUCUUAGCAGAAUUUAUCUUGAAUAAUUCAGCUCGGUGUCCUCUAUUCUUUCUGUGGUCUCAGCCAAAUGCAGUCUCUUUUCUCAUCUCCAGUAAUCAGCUAAGCAGAUGCUGCUGUGUUUCGCAAUACAGGUAGUGUGUUUAAUUUCAGCUUUCUGGUUAUGCAGUUCACAUUAUAUGUACCUGAAAUAAUUUUCCAUCUGUAGUGUUUGUUUUUCUUAAAAGAUCGACCUAAAAUGUAUGUAUUCUACAAAGCUUCCUUGUAUUGUAUAUUAUAUUUACAUAUGUGUACUGCUUUGUGUCAGCCAGCAGUUUGGAAUACACUUUUUAUAUCUCAUUUAAAUUCCCAAGGAUAGUGACCUAGUUAUUUCUUCAGCAGAUCUUACCUCUUCUGAAUUUCUUUUUCUUACUGCUAUGGCACUUUACAAGACAAACAUAACAACCACACAGUCUUUAUCCUCAAAAUAAGAAACAUAAUUGUUUUAUAGAAUGAGAUCGUUAACCUUCUCCACCUUACACAACGCUGUGUGGAAUUAAAUAAAUGUGAUUAUCUGCACAAGAA
Messenger RNA from Coturnix japonica (Japanese quail), 5993 nucleotides. It is a transcript of the gene FAM180B, whose product is annotated as family with sequence similarity 180 member B. The record is from RefSeq and is a predicted model, not a curated record. NCBI's taxonomy places the organism in Eukaryota, Metazoa, Chordata, Aves, Galliformes, Phasianidae.